AUGGGCUGUGGCCUGCACCAGUGCAAUGUGCCAGCAGGUGGGUGCGCCCAGCAAGCCCAGGUGCUAGGACCCGCGGCGGCAGAUUCUCUGUUAGGGGAGGCCCGAAUGAAACCUCCAGGAGCCAGCACGGGCACAGUGACGGGGCCAGAAAGGGUACUGUCAAAGGUGGCACGCCAGAGCUUGGCAAGGUCCCAAGGUUGGUGCAUUGGAUGCUUCAGUAAGGCAGGUUUGUGCCGAAGCCGUGGCGAUGCUGCACUACAAGACACUGUAUGGCAGAUACCGGGGCCGGCGUCCAGGACGUGGUGCGCUAACAGCAGACCGGCGCUGCCCCAGCUUCUGACAGGGCGACCGCAGCACUGGACCAGCACUGCCCCGGCUCUCGUCUCCCAUCUCCCAAUGCAGUUCAUCAAUCCAUCAAAAAGAGAGCUCAGUCGUCCGGCUGUCCUGUCCCAUCCAACCGCCAUUGCGACUCUCCUCAUCAGCCAGCCGCCCGCCCUACCGUCGCCAGCACCAGCCAACGGCCAAUCCGCUAAAGUUAGUGGUCGCACUUCCGUAUACGUGAGACGCCAAGCGACGACCGACGAGCCAGCGUGCCCAGCACCACUCUCCGACCCCCAAAUCACCCGACUUUUUUCUUUCCUUCCCAAAUCUCGACCUCCUCGCUCUGCAGAGGGGUCGCCGUCACAACUGCCCGCCCUGGCUCACCAUCAAGAACCGCGCCAUUCUCUCCUCGCCGAAGAUCCCGGCUUUUCAGAACAACAGUCCACCUACGCCCAGUACCCCCAGUACGCCCAGCAGUCCUACCCGACCCAGCAGUCGCAAUACGUCGACGCCUUCCCCCCGAUGGCUUCCGCCAGGCGAUCCGCCGGAGGCAGCGGCGGCAGUUUGGCCCGGAGCUCGGCCGACAUCUUCAAGAAGAAGUGGCCGCGCGCCUUCUUCCUCCUUGCCACCUUGCAGGCCAUCUUAUGUAUUGCGUUUGAGGCCUACACGUUCGCCAGGUUCAACGGCAGCUUGAAGGAUACGUCACAGUCGCCCUACAACACCGACACCGAUGUCCAGGCUCAGCUCAAGACGAUCCCCACCUUCUUGGCCCUGUUCAUCUUUGGUUUCCUCUAUGAGCUAGUUCUUGUCUGGGACGCGCUCCGCGUCAAGAACACGAUCCAGGUUAUUGGCCUCUGCAUCGCGAACUUGGCCCUGAUGGUCUACACAUCCAUCCAGGUCGACCAGAUCCAGGAUGCCAUUGACAUUCUCAAGACCAAGAACGCCGUCGAGGAGCUCGGCGUCUGGAUGGACGUCAAGGGCCUCUUGAUCGCCAUUCCCUGCAUCAUCGGCGUCUGCACCGUCGGCUUCGGCUUGCUCGCCUGGAAGCUCUACCAGGAGUUUGCCUGGGAUAUCCUGAAGCACAUCGGAGCCGACUACCGCAUGAAGAAGCGUUUCUUGCACUACCAGAUUUACAUCGCACUCCUCAAGUUCGAUUUCUUCUUCUUCAUCGGUUUCACGAUCCAGUUCCUCGUUGUGGUCGGUGGUAACGUGUCCGACACCGAGUUCCGACUGACCAGCGCUGCCGUCCCCAUCACGAUCGCCAUCCUGCUGGCGGCCGCGUGGUUCACCCGCAAGGAGUGGAAGUGGGGUACCAUCUUCAUCAUGCUCCUCUACCUCGGUGGCCUGGCCUACUUCAUCUUCAAGCUGUCCCGGAUCUACGAUGCCAAGAAGGGUAUCCUCUAUGCGCCCGUCAAGAAGUCCAUGACCGCCUUCGCCGUCAUCACCAUCAUCCUCAUUGUCAUGACCAUCAUCAACGCCAUGGUCUGCAUCCUCAACUUUGGCCACGGCCUCAAGCAGCACCUGCAGACCAGACCACGGGAGAUGGACAAGGACCAGGCCUCGUAUUCGAUGAACGACGUCAAGCAGCCCCAGAUGCCGAGCAGGAUGACAAUCGACUAA
Messenger RNA from Neoarthrinium moseri, 1941 nucleotides. RefSeq lists its product as uncharacterized. Gene Ontology annotation, cellular component: Golgi apparatus. The transcript has 4 exons. The record is from RefSeq and is a predicted model, not a curated record. NCBI's taxonomy places the organism in Eukaryota, Fungi, Ascomycota, Sordariomycetes, Amphisphaeriales, Apiosporaceae. Bases 1 to 1941 code for a protein of 646 amino acids.